Molecule: messenger RNA, 3181 nt
Organism: Leptomonas pyrrhocoris
Lineage: Eukaryota; Euglenozoa; Kinetoplastea; Trypanosomatida; Trypanosomatidae
Exons: 1
Coding region: 212-3181 (989 amino acids)
Biological process (GO): Golgi organization; intracellular protein transport; intra-Golgi vesicle-mediated transport
Cellular component (GO): membrane; COG complex; cis-Golgi network
Source: RefSeq, a predicted model, not a curated record
GAGAACUGUUCUUCUGUUCCACCUCGAACUGCCGAAGGAUUGGCAUAUUUGUGCUUUGAAGAAGGCAAUUUGUUUCACAGGAUCGUGCUAGGUGCUCUGCGUAUUACGCUGUAGUCAAGACACAAAGAGACCCCUCCCGACACGUGCACGUUGGUGCGCACUGGCAAACUACACCGCCUCUUUCUCCUCAUCGGAUCGUUUCGGGUCUGUCAUGUCGGCUACACCAAAUGGCACCACCGCCGGCGAGGAGGCCAGUGUUAUGCGCCAACUGGAGUUGCUGCUGGUACCACUGCACCACCGUUUUCGCUAUCCUCUCCCCAUCCCCGCCCGCCUUGCAGACGGCGUUGACUGCGACGGCUCUCUCCGUGCGUCCGCGCCAACGUUUCUGACAAGCGCUGCUGCCACCGCUGGAAUUGCGGCAGAGGAUGUCGCAGCCGAAGCUGCGUCUUAUUCUCUCGAUGAGGCGGAGCUUCCUGAGGAGCAGCAGUACGACCGCGUGCGCCGCUCCGCGCUGGCGGUGGUGGAGGAGCAGGUGCCGGAUCUUCUGUUGUGGCAGACGCGCGUGCAAGCCGGAGCGGCGCAGGCUGAAAACUGCUACCAAGUUCUCCAGCACGUCCGCCGCAACGUUGCCGCGAUGCAGCAAGUGACGCAGUCGGUGCAGGAACAGAGCGACCACCUCAGCCACAACGCCUCCGCUAUGAUGGUGCGCAAGGCGAAGCUGGAGCUCGUGCGCGAUGCACUAGAGCAGAACCUGGCGCACUUCACGCACAUUGACGAUCUCUGCCGAGAGGCGGGCAAUCCGUUUCUCAAGGCGGGCACGCCGCGCUUCUCCACUCUGCUGCAGGACAUCGCCAACGAGAUGGAGUUCCUCUCGACCAACACGCAGUACAAGUCGGCUAAGCCGUACGCGAUGCGCUUGGCCGCGGCGCAGCAAAUGGUCAGCGCCACGUUGAAGGAGGCCGUGCGGCAGUCUUUCAAGACAAUGGAGUCACAGACAAAGGCGUCGCCGGCGUUUGAGGCGGCCAUUCAUGUGCCGAAGGAAAGCACAGACGCCCUGAAGGACGCCGAAACAAACCCUGAGAGCUCUACUGCAGGUGUCGCCCUCGCUGCCUCGUCGUCACGACCAAGCGGAAACAGCAAUCUUGUCGUGGCACCCGAUCAGGGAGCGUUGCUGUCCGCGCAGUCCUCCUCUGCGCUGCUCGAGCUGCGUCGCCACGACGUGGCCGGCUCGUUUGCGGACUUUCUUACCGCCGUGAACGACGCCUUCGUAACGGCCGGCGACAACUACACCUCGCUGCGGCGCAUGGCCGAGCUGCGGAAAGGCGGCUUCGGCUACUCAGGCGCCGAGGCGUUUGGCGAGGAGAUGCUAACCACCAGCGGCGGCAUCGACGCGGAUAGCGGGAUGAAGGAGGUGCUGGAUGCCUACCGCGACGCCCGCGUCGGUGUGGUCGUGCCCCUGCUGCGAUACUGGCUGACGCUGUGGUACUACCUGGACGUGCAGGACGCCCGCUCCGAGGCGCUGUCGACGGCAGAGGCAAACCAGGCACAGCAGCGGCUCGCGGAGGAUGGUCGUCAGCAGCUGACGGGGGUAGCCGAAGCGCACACGCUGCCGCAGCUAGCCGAGCACAUCUGCGGGCUGCUGCAGCGCUCGUUGGCCGCGGAGUCGGAGGUGCUGAGUCGACUGUGGCUGCGUGACGACAUCGCGUCCUACCUGCUGCCCAAGCUCGUCACUAGCAUCGCGGAGGAGGUGUACUAUGCCUUCCGUUCCCGCCUGCUGUGCGUCGACGACGUUGGAGAGCUGGCGCGCACAGUGGACAGCAUCCAACGCGUCAGUAUGCGGCGCGACACGGGUGUGCAAGACUCGCAGGUCGUGGCGGAUUUGUGGCUGCGCAUGAUUCAAGACACCCAGGAGCGGCUGGUGUUUCGCAGCAGCGUGUACCUGCGGCAGACCGUCGCGCGUUCCACCUCGACGCGCGAGAUGGCCAUUGUGUACCUGCGGUGCGGGUCAGACGCCUACAACACCGCGUCCGCCUCCGCAAGUUGCGAUGCAACUGCCGCUGAGGAGGAGGCGAGGACGAAGAUGUUCUUCAUCCCUGGCGUUGUCCACGCGCUGCAGCUGCUGAACUGGCUCUACCCCACGCUGGAGUUCUCCGUCUUCUCGGUGUUUGCAGAGGAGGCGGUGCACCACAGCCUGGACUUGGUGCGUCAGCUUGUGAAGCUCAUGCGGCAAACGGACAGCACUGAUGCGCUGCGCGACACGAAGGCGUACCUUUGCCAGCUGUCGCACCUCCAGCACCUCGAAGCGGAGCUCUCGCACGUCGACGCCAACAUCACGGUGGUGGAGCGGCACAUCAGCUUCGCGAGUCUGCGCAAGAGCCGCCUCGAGUUGGCGCAGUCGUCGCGCGAGUCGAAGAAGGAGGUGCAGGUGGACCUUCUCAAGUGCAGCGAGCUCCUGACGACGGCGAUGCUAGCCUACGUGACGCAGCCCAUGUCUGGCGCGGCGAAGAGGACUGAGGCAGAGCGGCGGCAGCUGGUAGCAGAGAUGAAGGGCCGCGCCAAGGGUGUUGAGCGGAUGAUAUCCUUCUACGUCGAGCACGGCGAAACACGCGUGGAUCUGGUGAACAUCCUUCGCGAACGCACGGCGGAGCUGGCCGCUGAGGUGGACGUCCCCUUCGAGAGCGUACCGGCGGCCACCGUGCCUGUGAAAACGACAGCACCGCCGCCGCUACCGCCACCCCCAUCAAUAGAGAAGACGAAUUCCUCCGCAGUGGCCCUUUCUCCUCUGGGAUCUGCGCUCACGGCGGCAGCGGAAACCACGGAGUCCGCCGCAGAUCUUGCGAACCCACCAGUAUCAGAGUCCGCAGCGGCACCCGCAGCAGUGACGCCUAGCCCCUCUGCGCCUUCUUUGCCACCUCCGUCAACCAAUCGUUACACUUCAGCGCCGUCGACGAGUGCCCCGCCAUCGUCAUCGGCCCCGGCUGCUACCGUAGCGUACGCACCACCCACGGCGCAGUCAGGAUCUUUCCCACCCCUUCCUUACUCUGAACUGGCGCCAUCUACGCGAGCAUUGCCUCCUCCACCGCCCGCUUCUCGUGCUCCGGCAACGUCCACCGUUUCAGAAGUGCAGCCGCAUUACGCACCGCGCCGUGGAGGACAUACGGAUGCGACUGAUUUGAUCUAA